Molecule: messenger RNA, 3162 nt
Organism: Mycotypha africana
Lineage: Eukaryota; Fungi; Mucoromycota; Mucoromycetes; Mucorales; Mycotyphaceae
Product: PMR1-type calcium-transporting P-type ATPase
Exons: 12
Coding region: 191-2935 (914 amino acids)
Biological process (GO): calcium ion transmembrane transport; intracellular calcium ion homeostasis; manganese ion transport
Cellular component (GO): Golgi membrane; plasma membrane; endoplasmic reticulum
Molecular function (GO): ATP hydrolysis activity; ATP binding; P-type calcium transporter activity
Source: RefSeq, a predicted model, not a curated record
UCUUCCCUCUUUUCGUCUACUACUGCUCACCCAUUCGUUGUCUAUCACCUACCUAAUUAUCGUCUGUACAUAGAAAUAGCCGUAUCAAUCUUAUUUGAUAUUAUACAGUAUUUGAAGCAACUCAAAGAGAAUCAAAAAUCCCAUCACUUUCUUUUUUUCUCCUCAAUUACUUUUUGAAAAAGUUACUCUUAUGUCGGCAAUAACAACGACGGGGAAGACGACAGCUUCUGCAAAAGCAGCUCGUCAAUCUGUGGAGCAAGUUGCCCGAGAAUUUAACACAGACACGUCGAGCGGUUUAAGGGCUUCAGAUGUGCCUAGUUUGCGUGCCCUUUAUGGUUCAAAUGAAUUAGAAGGAUCAGAUGAAGAAUCGCUAUUUUCAAAAUUUUUGGAUUCGUUUAAAGACCCUUUAAUCUUGUUACUGCUAGGGUCAGCGUGUAUAUCAAUGCUGAUGGGGCAAUUUGACGACGCCAUUAGUAUUACGAUGGCUAUCAUAAUUGUAGUUACAGUUGCUUUUGUUCAAGAAUAUCGGUCAGAAAAGUCCUUGGAAGCAUUAAAUAAAUUGGUACCACAUCACUGUCAUUUAGUCAGAGAUGGCAAAAUUUCAGAUGUGUUAGCAAACGAUUUGGUUCCUGGCGAUAUUGUUCGUUUUGGUGUUGGUGAUCGUAUUCCUGCAGAUUGCAGAGUUACGUCGUGUGUAGGAUUAGAAAUUGACGAGUCAAAUUUGACAGGAGAAAAUAAGCCUCGACGUAAAAUUUCAGACGCGAUUGCAACCUCAACGUAUGCAGAGUUAGCUAUUAAUGAACGAGAAAAUAUUGCUUUUAUGGGUACACUUGUGAGAAAUGGGCACGGUGAGGGCAUUGUAGUUGCUACAGGAAAGAGUACCGAAUUUGGCCAUGUUUUUGAACUUAUGCAAGAGGUGGAAGUCAGAAAAACACCUUUGCAGAUUAGUAUGAACGAUCUCGGUAAACAGUUAUCCAUGUUCUCGUUUGGUGUCAUUGGUGUCAUUGUUGUCAUCGGUCUCAUUCAAAGGCGUAGCUGGUUGGAUAUGUUCACAAUUGGUGUGAGUUUGGCCGUAGCUGCUAUUCCUGAAGGCCUGCCUAUUGUUGUCACAGUAACACUUGCACUGGGAGUCCUCCGAAUGGCCAACCGUAAAGCAAUCGUGAAACAGCUACCCUCUGUUGAAACUUUAGGUAGUGUCAAUGUUGUCUGUGCCGAUAAAACUGGCACUUUGACUGUUAAUCAAAUGACCGUAACCAAGGUAUUUACAGUUGAGAAUCAAGAAACCUUUGAUUUUGAAUACAAAAUACCACAGAAAUCAACUGAAGCUUUACGACAAACCUUUCGUAUCGGUAAUUUAUGUAAUAACGCUCAAGUGGGAGAAGGUGGUAAAUUGUAUGGACAGCCUACAGAAAUGGCUUUAUUGGACGUUGUUUUACGUAGUGGUUUGAAGGAUGAACGUCCGCAUUAUGACCGUAUUGAAGAAAAUCCUUUCGAUUCUGAUGUGAAAUAUAUGUCCGUGACAUGCCGCUUCAAAGACGAACCUAACAGUAGAGGCAUUAUCUACAUGAAGGGCGCUACUGAAGUCAUCAUGGAAAAAUGUACCACCUAUUAUACCUCUAAUAAAGCACGUGCAACUUUUACUAAGAAGCUUAAGGAAUCGGUAGCCCAACAUGUUGCCGCCAUGAGCUCUCAUGGUCUUCGUGUGCUGAGUACUGCGUUUGGUGAAAAAGACAAUGAACUGUGCUUCACUGGUUUCCUGGCUGUUCAUGAUCCCCCGCGUCCUGACGUUGCUGAUGCUAUCAAAAAGCUAGUUCAAGGUGGUGUUAAAGUCGUGAUGAUUACAGGUGAUUCGGAAGCUACAGCCCUUUCUAUUGCUCGUCGAUUAGGUAUUCCUACCAAUAUCAAAGGAAGUUGUCUUACCGGCCAUGAUAUAGAAUCCAUGUCAGAGCGCCAACUCCAAGAGAUGAUUCAACAUGUUUCUGUAUUUGCCCGUACUACACCUAAGCAUAAAUUAGCAAUUGUACGUGCUUUUCAAGAAACAGGUGCUGUGGUAGCUAUGACUGGUGAUGGUGUUAAUGAUGCUCCUGCUCUGAAAAUGGCAGACAUUGGUAUUUCCAUGGGCAAAAGUGGAACUGAUGUUUCGAAAGAAGCAGCUGAUAUGAUUUUGGUAGAUGAUGCGUUUUCUACCAUUUUAAACGCAAUUGAAGAAGGCAAGGCUAUCUUUUAUAAUAUUCAAAACUUUCUGACGUUCCAAUUGAGUACAAGUAUUUCUGCUCUUUCCUUGAUCGCUAUAUGCACUUUGUUCGGUCUGAAGACACCUUUAAAUGCUAUGCAAAUUCUUUGGAUUAAUAUUAUCAUGGAUGGUCCUCCUGCUCAAUCCUUAGGAGUUGAACCCGUAGAUCCUGAAAUUAUGAAGAAGCCACCAAGAGCACGCAAUGCUAACAUUUUAACAAAGCCGCUUAUUACCCGUGUAUUGACAGCAGCCGUUAUUGUCACUUUGGGAACGAUGUUUGUCUAUCUGUCUGAAAUGGCCGAUGGUGUUGUCACCAAUAAAGAUGCUACAAUGACAUUUACAACCUUCGUCUUCUUCGACAUGUUCAAUGCUUUAGCCUGUAGAUCAGAGAAGCAGUCCAUUUUCAGUAUCGGUUUCUUCUCUAACAAGAUGUUCAACAUUGCCGUUGGUGGCUCGAUCGUUGCACAAAUGCUUGUCAUUUAUACUCCUUUUUUCCAGGCCAUUUUCCAAACUGAAGCACUGUCUUUGAGUCAAUUAGUCAAGAUCGUUCUUGUGACGAGCUCUGUUUUUUGGGUCGAUGAAGCGAAGAAAUGGCUUGGUCACAAAGGCGUAGUGGGUGUCUCGACUAGAAGAUCAGGGACCCGCAUCAAUUAUCGUGUUCUACGCUCUGAUGAGGUAGAAAACGCAAUUGAUCUUGUGUAAAAAAACCAGACAUAAUUCCCCUCAAAUCUUUUUUUAAAAAUUGACCAUCACAUAGUAUACAUCAUAGAUAAUCAUUUUGUUUUGUUUUCCCUCCUUCAUAUAUUGUCUUUGUAGUGUCUUCUUUACCUUCUUUUGAGCUAACAAAAUCUAUGACAGAAAUUGUUUAGACACAAUAGCAAAAAGUAUAAAUACCAUAGAUUGUAUUUCAGUAUUCAGUUUAGUUGUCU